This is a messenger RNA of Equus quagga, 774 nucleotides long. Its product is annotated as mas-related G-protein coupled receptor member D-like. Gene Ontology annotation, biological process: G protein-coupled receptor signaling pathway. The coding region runs from base 1 to 774 and encodes 257 amino acids. The transcript has a single exon. Gene Ontology annotation, molecular function: G protein-coupled receptor activity. The record is from RefSeq and is a predicted model, not a curated record. NCBI's taxonomy places the organism in Eukaryota, Metazoa, Chordata, Mammalia, Perissodactyla, Equidae. Gene Ontology annotation, cellular component: membrane.
AUGGGCGACUACAUCCUCCACCUGGUGCUGGCCGACCUCUUCCUUCUCUGCUCGGCCACACUGACUGUUCUGGAUGCCAGGUCCCAAGUGAACCACCUGGGCCACCGGGCGGUGAAAAGCGUCAAGUACCUGGCCUACACCGCGGGCCUGAGCCUGCUGACGGCCGCCAGUGCCCAGCCCUGCCUCUCUAUCCUCUUCCCCACCUGGUACCACAGCCACCGGCACACACGCCUGUCGGGCCUGGAGUGCGCCAGGCUCUGGCUGCUGUCCCUCAUGGUGACCAUGCUGGCCUCGUUCUUCCACGAGGAGCCGGGGAACCCCCACCUGCGCCAGGGCCCCAUGGUGAACACCGUCUUCCACAUCCUCACGCUGGUCGGCUUCACGCCCAUCAUGGUCCUGUCCGGCGUGGUCCUCUUCAUCCAGCUUCGGAAAAGCUCCCGGCCGUGGCAGUGGCAGCCCACGCGGCUGUACGUGGCCCUCCUGGCCUCGGUCUUCGUGUUCCUCAUCUGCGCCCUGACCGUCGGCAUCCCCAGGUUCAUCCUCCACCCGCUGCACCCGCCCCAGCAGACCAAGACUCUCUUCAGCAGCUUCGAAUGCCUCCUCUCGUCCCUGAGUAGUGACGCCAAACCCAUCAUCUACUUCCUGGCGGGCAGUCGGGGCAGCCAGAGCAUGCGGGAGCCGCUGAGCGCCGUGCUCGGCAGGGCGCUGCAAGAGGAGCCCGAGCAGGAGGGAAAGGAGAUGCCCUCCAGCGGCACCAACCAGGUGGGGGUCUGA